GUCAUGUGAUGCCAAGAUGGCGGCGCCGCGGUAGCCUGCUCCAGGUUGUGGCGUCCAAGGAGCCGCGACGGUUUCUGCCCUCGGGCCGUGGGGGCGGCAGCGCUUGACUGGCCCCUGCGGCGGCCCGUAGUCCCGCGUUAGGCACCGGUUCAGGGCUGGGCUGUUGCUGUCGCGGUGGGUUCGGGUGUGCGAGUGACCUCGCUGCAGGUGUCCUGCGCCGGACGCCCUCGCCAGAGGAGGAGGAGGAGGAGGAGGGUAACCCGCCUACCCGGUCUUCUGGACCUGCGGAGUUCAUGAGGCCCCUCGGGGCUCUGGAAGAGUUAGCUGUAUCUCUGACGGGAUUGUGGGAGUUCGAGCCUUCGAGUGUGCGAGAGACAGCCUAGUACCCCUGAGGGCGCAAAGAAGACCGCAAGGACUUUGCUUCCUCUUCCAGAGGCAUGGCUUCCCUGCAUUGAUUACCCCGCAUUCUUUCUCACUUCUUCUCAAUGUUCUCUCCAUACAUCUGGAAAUAUGAUCAGCGCCCCUGACGUGGUGGCCUUCACCAAAGAGGAGGAGUACGAGGAGGAGCCUUACAAUGAGCCCGCCUUGCCCGAGGAGUACUCGGUGCCACUCUUCCCCUUCGCCAGCCAAGGAGCCAACCCAUGGUCCAAACUGUCCGGGGCCAAGUUCUCUCGGGACUUCAUCCUUAUUUCCGAGUUCUCUGAGCAGGUGGGACCCCAACCCUUGCUGACCAUCCCCAAUGACACCAAAGUUUUUGGUACUUUUGAUCUCAAUUACUUCUCCUUGCGGAUCAUGUCUGUGGAUUACCAGGCCUCCUUUGUGGGCCAUCCCCCGGGUUCCGCCUACCCCAAGCUGAACUUUGUGGAGGACUCCAAGGUGGUGCUGGGAGACUCCAAGGAGGGAGCCUUUGCGUACGUGCACCACCUUACCCUGUACGACCUGGAGGCCCGGGGCUUUGUGAGGCCCUUUUGCAUGGCUUAUAUCUCAGCGGACCAGCACAAAAUCAUGCAGCAGUUUCAGGAGCUCUCAGCCGAGUUUUCCAAAGCUUCUGAGUGCUUGAAGACGGGCAACAGGAAGGCAUUUGCGGGAGAACUUGAAAAAAAGCUGAAAGACUUGGAUUACACCAGGACAGUGCUGCACACCGAAACGGAGAUCCAGAAGAAGGCCAAUGACAAGGGCUUUUACUCAUCUCAGGCAAUUGAGAAAGCCAACGAGCUGGCCAGUGUGGAGAAGUCCAUAAUUGAACAUCAAGAUCUCCUGAAGCAGAUCCGCUCAUACCCUCAUCGGAAGUCGAAGGGGUCUGCCUUGUGUUCUGCAGAGACACAGCACGCGCAGGAUCAGGCCGACCAGGUAGCCACUACCUCUAACCCUGAUGAGUCGGCUGACGCGGACCUUUACACCCGCAGACCUGCCUACACCCCCAAGCUCAUCAAAGCAAAGUCCACCAAGUGUUUUGACAAGAAGUUGAAGACCUUGGAAGAGCUCUGUGACACGGAGUAUUUCACCCAGACCCUGGCUCAGCUCAGCCACAUAGAGCACAUGUUCAGAGGAGACCUGUGCUACCUCCUGACCAGCCAGAUUGACAGAGCGCUUCUGAAACAACAGCACAUAACAAACUUCCUCUUUGAAGAUUUUGUGGAGGUGGACGACCGGAUGGUAGAGAAGCAAGAGAGCGCGCCCCCUAAGCCCAGUCCAGGCAGGCCGCCUUCCAGGUCUCUGGACGAGUGUCCGAUUCCUCAAGUGUUCGUCAGCGUUGGUUCUUACAAGUCCAGUGUGGAGUCUGUGCCGAUCAAGAUGGAGCAGGAGCUUGGAGAUGAGGAGUACAAGGAAGUGGAGGUGACAGAACUGAGCAGUUUUGACCCCCAGGAAAACUUGGACUGCCUGGAUAUGGAUAUGAAAGGGAGCAUCAGCAGUGGCGAAAGCAUCGAGGUUCUGGGCACGGAGAAGUCCACCUCUGUGCUGUCUAAGUCUGACAGCCAGGCCAGCCUCACGGUGCCAUUGAGCCCCCAGGUGGUCCGGAGCAAAGCAGUCAGCCACAGGACCAUCAGCGAGGACAGCAUCGAAGUCCUCAGCACCUGCCCCUCUGAGGCCCUCAUCCCUGAUGACUUUAAGGCCAGCUACCCAAGUGCCAUUAACGAAGAAGAGUCGUCGUACGCAGAUGACAGCGAGGGAGCCAUCCACUUCCAGGCAAGCAUCAGCCCGCCAGAGCUGGGUGAGGCAGAGGAGGGCAGCUUAGAAAACACCCUGUCCCAAACGGACUCCUCCUGCUGCAUUGGGAAGGAGAGUGACAGUCUGCGGGUGCCCCUCUCCACCCCAGCCCACACACACUCUGACCCGGACGGAGUAGUGAGCAGCCCCCCGCAGCGCUACAGGCAGAAAGACCAGGGGUUCCAUGUGGACUUUGCAGGGGAAAACGCCAGCCCUUCCCGAGACAACAGUUCUGAAGGCUUCCCUGCUUUUGAGCUGGACCCGAGCCGCCUGCUGGCUAGCCGGGAUGUCAGUAAGACCAGCCUGGACAACUACUCGGACACUACCAGUAAUAUGAGCAGUAUAGCCUCCACCAGCUCAGACAGGACUCCCUCCUCUGCUCAUCCCACCGGGCCCUCUUCUGAGAGGCAUAAAAAGAGGGCUGGCCAGAACGCCUUAAAAUUCAUCCGUCAGUACCCCUUUGCCCAUCCAGCCAUCUACUCCCUGCUCAGCGGGAGGACCCUUGUGGUCCUGGGGGAGGAUGAGGCCAUAGUGAGGAAGCUCGUGACGGCGCUGUCCAUCUUUGUCCCCAACCACAGCCGUCACGCCAAACCGGUGAAGCACUGGGUCUCCUCUCCUUUGCACAUCACAGAUUUUCAGAAGUGGAAGCUGAUCGGCCUGCAGAGAGUGACGUCCCCAGCCGGCGCCGGCACCCUCCACACCCUGAGCCGCUACAGCCGCUACACGAGCAUCCUGGACCUGGACAGCAAAACCCUGCGCUGCCCCCUCUACAGAGGCGCCCUGGUGCCCCGGCUGGCCGACCACCGCACUCACAUCAAGCGGGGCAGCACCUACUACCUGCACGUCCAGAGCGUGCUCACCCAGCUCUGCUCCAAGGCCUUCCUCUACACCUUCUGCCACCACCUGCACCUGCCUGCCCACGACAGGGAGACCGAGGAACUGCUGGCCAGCCGCCGGGCGAGCUUCCUGAAGCUGAACCUGGGCCUGGUGAACGAAGACAUGAAGGUGGUCCAGUACCUGGCUGAGCUGCUGAAGCUGCACUACGUGCAGGAGCCUCCCGGGACCGGCCACCCCACGCUCAGGUUCGACUACGUCCCCAGCUUUUUGUACAAAAUCUGAGGUCAGUCCCAGCCACUGUGACCAAGACCUGUGACUCAGGGUACAGGGAGGGGAGGGGUUGGCACGAGCAGGCGGCCCUCUGAGCCGUCUAGGCUGCUGGUGACCUGAGUGGGAAGGAAACCGAGGUGGCGGCGCUGGUUCCCCCGUGGCUUCAGGCGGUUUGGGAGUCGGGACUCCGGCAGAGGCGGGCGCCUGGCUCUCCGAAGGCGUCAGUAAGGACGGUACUAGGUCUCUCGGCCCCCCUGGCGAGGAGGGGGCCGCUUGGCUCCCUGAGGACUGGUAGCCAGGCCAGAAGAGAGCCAGCGCCCUUUUGACGGUGCGGGGGGUGGGGGUGGGGGGCGUGAGGGGUGGAAAGGUGAAGCCCACGCGGGAGGAGCAGGCUACGCAUUCAGCUCCCAGACACCUGGGUGGCAAAGUGAAGGGAAGCGCCCCGUUAACUGAAAUGGUUUGGUGGGAAACUGGACAACAGAACAUCCAUUGCCCCAUUCAGACCCCGGCUAGGGUCUUUUACUCGGCCCCCUAGAGCCCAUCAUCCCAGAGAAAGCCCCUGAAUGAGUGACAUGGAGGGGAGGCAGCCGUGCCUCAGUUGGGUGGCGACAGACGCGUGACCUGCGCCCCAAGGCUGCAGGCAGAGCGAGCAGCACCCUAUCUGGUCCUCGCUUCCCCACUAGGCACAGAAGUGCCUGGGGGAGUUGGGGGGGGGGCUCGUACCUUGUUCCCCCGGGUCAGCAGGAGGGACUAGCGUUAGUCGCUAGUCCAUGCUUGUGAGUGAGAACUGCUCUCGCAGCUGGAGAGCCCGGGGCCACGGUGCCAUCGCCCCCGUGCAAGUGACAAGAGCCGGCGGGCCUCUGGGGCCCAGCCCACCAGCCUUUCUGGGAGCGAGUCCACGCUGUCCUCUUGGGGAAGGUCUGCAGACAUGCUGGCACUCGGCCGAGGUCACACCCCAGUCCCCCACCCACAGCAAACCUUUGCAACCACUUCACUACCUCUUGCGGGUCUUGUGGGCACAGUGACGGCGCGGUUCCACCUGGCUGCUUGGUCCGGGCGGGCAGCCCAGCUGGUGAGAACCCACGGGCAGGGUCCCCCCAGGAAGGAGGAGAGCCUCCUUGUGUGGCUGGCUGUCUUCGUGGAUCUGUCCCCCGUGGGCCUGGAAUACCCACACCUCACUGCUGCUCACUCCUGCCCCCACGUGGGCCCUCCAGACACACGCACCUCACCACUGUUCACUCCGUCCCUCGCGGGUCCCCCAGGUGUGCUUACCUCACCACAGCUCGCUCCCGUCCCCAUGUGGGUCCCCCAAGUACAUGCUCCUCACUGCGGCUCACUCCCGCCCCCAUGCGGGCCUCCGUAAGUACCUUCACCUCUCGGCAGCUCACUCCAGUCCCGUGUGAGUCCUCCCUUCAGGGAAGGAGACAAUCCCCGACUCACCCACCAUGACCCCCUGAGGCUUCUUACUCAGUUGCUGUUGGUUUCUUGAUAGAGUUUCUUGCAACCUUGAAGUUUUUACACUUUUUUUUUUUGUAUGGCUGCUUUUUUUUCUUUCUCCAACUAGGAAGAACUCUUAGUAUUUCUGCUUUUUAAUUCGUUCCAAGAAAAUUGUGAUAAAACAGACCCGAACCAGCCACGGGCGGUUGCUCCUGAGCACGCAUGUGUGCACCUGCUGGUGCCGUGUUCCGGGUAGUUGGGGUCUUGCCGCUGAGACUGCUCUGUCAGCUUUGUGGCCUACCGUCGAGGUCACGUAGGGGAGGCGGGAACCCAAGGGGGGUUUGCGUCACAUCCCUCCCGUGGCCCCUUCCUCGCCCGGGUCCUCCACACAAGGAUGUGGCCCGUUGGCUCCUGGCCGCCGGCUUCCGGUCAGGGUCCACAUUCCUGGCAGAGGGUGUGUGAUUUCGCUCCCGAGGCUGGGACUGAGGACCUUUUAAGGUAGACGGUCUGUCUACAUCUCACGGGUGUUCUUUGUACCCGUGCCCGUUACUUUGUUCACGCACAGAAGAGUCGCCAGGAAUGUUUUGGCAGCUUUUAAAUGUCAAGCGUGUGUUUGCAUGUGGGGAAGGCUGCGUAGGAUGCCUGUUUCUCUCCAUGGGCUCCCCUCUUCGUUGCCGCCUCCCGUGUCCCUCGUGUUCAAGAUGCUGCUCUGUUUUCUAACUGGGUGGCUCACUGCUGUCUACUCAGGCCUCCAGGGACAUGACCUUACGACACUUUAUCUCCAAGGGAAAGAAGGGUCUGUGGGGUCCGUUUGACAAAGUUGAAAGCGAUCGUUGGCACCACCAUUGCUUUUCAUCCUGUUCCACAGCAUCACGGACUCUACAGUUAACAUUGCUGUCACCUGGGAAACUGAUCAAGGCAGGUCAGUCACAUCUGGCCUUCUAGAAGCUAAGGCCAGGCAACACGGUAGUCUGAAGUAGAAGUCACUUUGGAGGGUGCUUGCUUGGAAGCUCUGCCUCGAGGAUGGUUCCAGAGGCCCCAGGAUUCUGAGGCAAGAGACCAGUCGGGUGUGAACAGAACGAGUGUGCCCUGUCCUGGGGCCAGCCUCAGAAAGAGUGGGUGAGGAGCGUCUCCCUUGAGUCGUUCCUCCGUGAAAGAAAGCUGGCUUCCCUGACAAGUAGUUAGACUCCAGUUUUAAAUUUUGGUAAAAACCUAGCUUUUCAGUGUGGCAGUUGCCGAGGAUUGCUUGAUGCCAAGAAUGUUUCUUUCCAAAGGGAUUUUAAAGUGGCCGAGGGACUGAGCCAGUGUGGGCAGGCACUUGAGACUGUGGGACUGCCCUUCUCAGAUCCCCUCCACUUUGGAGAAGCGGAACCCACUAGAAGUCCCGCGUCUGCAAAUCUUAAGGCUGGGAGCUCUAUGCGACAGGGCUGUCUCUUGAAAAAUAUUAGUUUCAGGUUUGCCUCAGAUAAAACAUCUUGAAAACACUUUGCAGAGAACAGAGGCCAUCCGUGCCCCUUGACUUUGUCAGCCCUGACUCAUUUUGAAGGCCCAGGCACCAAAACUGAGUUUAUUUCAACUUCACUUCCAAUCCGUUACCGCUCCCCUGCCCCCAGCCACCCUUUCUCAAGCAGUCCAGGUUGAGAGCAGCCUGAUAAGGUUAGCAGUUACGCAGUCGUGGUUUCUAGAGGCCCACGUGUGGCCCUUGGGACGCUCCGGCCUGAGCUGUUGCCUCACACCUCACCAUUUCCCUAGGGACCUUGCUCCAUUCGGUGGAAUCUUGGGGUGUUAGAAAUUGUGACUUUUCCAUGAUUAACUUGCAAGGGCUGAAGUUUCACAGAUUGCGCUGGAAUUUGGAAAUGAACCGCGACAGCCCACCUGUCAUUUCCCAUCUAGCCUUUUGCUUCUCCGUUGCUAUAGUCAAGGUAUUGUAGGUUUCAACCUCAAAUGACAUAUCCCAGCUCAAAUCCUAGGAAGUCCAACAGUUUCUACCCCAAGUGCCAGGGCUGCUACAGUUCAAUGACAUGUUUCUGGAGGCUGGGAGCGGCACGCACGGUGACCGCCCACUUCCGCCAGCGCGAGACGCAUGUCCCGACCUCCCCGGACCUGCUGUUGCAAGGCAGGUCAGCUUCUCCUCUGCGGUAACACUCAGCCGGCAGGGAACCCGUCGGGGAGUGUGGACGAUCUUCCGAGGAGCUGAUCUCCCAAGCCAGCAAUCCGGUUUUACUUCCCAUCUCCCUAGAAAGCUCGGAAGAAAGUGCCUUGGUUUGUGCUUUAGAAGCAAACCAACUUGCUUUCUGGCUUUUCCCCAGUACUGUGACAGAAAGUGACAAAACUGGAAUCUUUAAAAGAGGUACAGUAUUAGCAGACUGCAAAAAGGAGAAAGCAUCAAAUUGCUACUUCUGGCCGGAAAUAAAACCAGUCUCAGCUGAUAGGGCCUGAGACACCAAGUUUCCCUGAGCUCCCAAAGGAGAAUGCUGUGAGCACUGACCUAAUCUAGCCUCCUCUGUUCAGGUUUGGUAUGACCAUAGCGGGGAGGAGGAGGGAUGGGGGGGGGGGGGGUGGAACGAGCACUUUGCAGUGAAUUAAGCCACUGUGUGGAGCCCACGCCUCCUGGGAGUCCUUAUCUAGCUCCAAAGUGGAGGCUACACAGGAGGGUCUUGGAGAUGCCCUGGCCGGGGGAGGAGCCAGGCCCCCGAACGGAAGACUGUCCCGGCAGCAUGAUGGCUCCCAAACUGAGGCAGAGAUAUGGGGACUGCUGUGUCACCCACACCCUGUGGAGUCUGCGGCCGUUGUCCCCGCCCGUGCUGGUAUAGACGCCAGUAACGUGCUGGACCCUCGACCCCAGGGGCGCCUUCCGGGCAGGACCCACCGACUGCCCCCACGCUGGCUGGCUACACAGGUUGGGUUAAUAUAAGCGCCACCUUUGAAGACUGCGGUGAAAAGCAUAGUCUGUGAUGAAUUCGUGUUUGUUAUUUUGGGAAAGCUAUUUUAUUACCGCAUGUCCCUCUGUCCACGCGUGUGAACGUGAGUCCUCUACCACCACGUGAGCUGUGGUCGUCACCACGCGAGUACUUCGAACACGCGUGUGACGCCGGCUCUUGGGUCUGGCCGCACCAGAGUUUAACCGGAGUAAAUGCCAAACAAAUAGUAUGAGAAGUGUACUUUUUAAGAAAUUAAUUUAUUUGAGUUCCGAUAUUUUUGAAAUAUAAAAAUUGGUUGUAUUUUUUAAAGCUCUUAUGAUUCUUGUAGACAUUCUGUGGUUACACAUUCGAUUGUGCUUAUUAAAAAUGGUCAUCUAUGUUUUGCACUUUGGCUCUGUGAAAAAUAAAGUUUCUCUGGGAAGGUGA
This is a messenger RNA of Felis catus (domestic cat), 8099 nucleotides long. It is a transcript of the gene SMCR8, whose product is annotated as SMCR8-C9orf72 complex subunit. The record is from RefSeq and is a predicted model, not a curated record. Lineage: Eukaryota; Metazoa; Chordata; Mammalia; Carnivora; Felidae. The transcript has 2 exons. Gene Ontology annotation, molecular function: GTPase activator activity. Bases 511 to 3327 code for a protein of 938 amino acids. Gene Ontology annotation, cellular component: guanyl-nucleotide exchange factor complex.